AUGCCGACUGGUAGUACCUGGAUGAUGGAUGAAGCUACCCGUAACAAAUUCCUCAAGAACUACAAAACCCAGGUGGCCUCGGCAACUUCCACGAUCUGCGCGACUCUUGCUGUAACCCCUCUUGAAAAUGUGAAAACUCGCAUGCAGACCCACAACUUUAAGAAUGUGUUGCAGUGUGUCCGCUACUUGUGGCGGACUGAAGGUCCCCGUGGCUACGUUGCCGGGGCUCUGCCACCUCUAGCGAGUGUUACAGCUGUUCGGGUUGUAAACUUUUCUACAUAUAACGCUGCCAAACAUCGUAUCUCCGAUUUCUUCGAGAGAAUGACUGGCCAGUCUCCCCUGGCUAUGUACAAUCAACCGGGCAGCACACCUACCGUCUCUACCUUUGUGACAUUUACCACUGCUGGGCUAAUUGCUGGACUCAUUACCUCUCCGCUUGCAUGCCCCUUUGAGCUUGCUAAGAACGUUGUUCAGACCUCAGUCUUGGUGUCAAACCGUGCCCAGGCCUCGCCGGACGCGGUCAAGGACCCCUCAUUGCGCAACAAGCCCCGUCUCGGCACUAUAGAGGCGAUUCGGCAGAUUGUCCAACGUUACGGAAUCCGUGGUCUGUAUACUGGCUUUCAUUUGCACGCUCUGCGUGACACUCUCGGGUCUGGCUUAUACUUCAGUGUCUACGAAACGGUAAAACAAGUCGCUUCCAAAGAGCUUGGUCCAGACAAAUCCCCAUUCGGCGGUCCCAUGAUUGCCGGGGCGAUUUGCAGCACUGUUCCGUGGUUUUGUACCUACCCACUUGAUACUCGAAAGACUCGCGCCCAGAGCGUGUUGCUCGGAAAGUCCAGCGAAGUCGGGGAGGCGUCGGCCGCGGUUGCCAAGUCCAGUAUGUAUAAAGGAAUAUCUAUUAUUCUCAUCCGUACUGGGGUAAACAACAUGAUCUUGCUCAGUAUCUUCGAAUACAUAAAGAUGAAAAUCAAUCAAUUGGAUUGA
Messenger RNA from Aspergillus pseudonomiae, 984 nucleotides. Its product is annotated as putative mitochondrial carrier protein. Gene Ontology annotation, molecular function: transmembrane transporter activity. The record is from RefSeq and is a predicted model, not a curated record. The transcript has 6 exons. NCBI's taxonomy places the organism in Eukaryota, Fungi, Ascomycota, Eurotiomycetes, Eurotiales, Aspergillaceae. The coding region runs from base 1 to 984 and encodes 327 amino acids. Gene Ontology annotation, biological process: transmembrane transport.